Messenger RNA from Zea mays, 1339 nucleotides. Its product is annotated as Peroxidase 52. Gene Ontology annotation, biological process: hydrogen peroxide catabolic process; response to oxidative stress. The transcript has 3 exons. Bases 94 to 1065 code for a protein of 323 amino acids. Lineage: Eukaryota; Viridiplantae; Streptophyta; Magnoliopsida; Poales; Poaceae. Gene Ontology annotation, molecular function: heme binding; peroxidase activity. The record is from RefSeq and is marked provisional.
CGGUAACCAGCAAGCUUAUCAUCAUCGUAACUAUAGCUAGUCGCAUUUGCAAGUCUCAAUCCACAUCCACAGGGAUCGCUAUUAGCUUUAGCCAUGGCCAAGAGCGCAGCAUCGUCGGUGGUUAGGUGCUUGCAGCUGCUCACCGUGGCUGCGGUGCUGGCCGGUGCUGCUGCCGGCGGCGGGCUGUCGACGAGCUUCUACAGCAAGAAGUGCCCGGACGUGCAGAGCAUCGUGCGGGCCGGGGUGGCGUCCGCCGUGGCGGCGGAGAAGCGCAUGGGCGCCUCCAUCCUCCGCAUGUUCUUCCACGACUGCUUCGUCAAUGGAUGUGACGCGUCCAUCCUGCUGGACGACACGGCGACCUUCACCGGCGAGAAGAACGCCGGGCCGAACGCCAACUCGGUGCGCGGGUACGAGGUCAUCGACGCCAUCAAGGCCCGGGUGGAGGCGUCCUGCAACGCCACCGUCUCCUGCGCCGACAUCCUCGCGCUCGCUGCCCGGGACGCUGUCAACCUUCUAGGCGGGCCGUCGUGGACGGUGUACCUCGGCCGCCGCGACGCGCGGACGGCGAGCCAGAGCGACGCGAACGCCAACCUCCCGGGGCCCGGGUCCAGCCUCGCCACCCUCGUCACCAUGUUCGGCAACAAGGGUCUGUCGGCGCGCGACAUGACGGCGCUGUCGGGCGCGCACACCGUCGGGCAGGCCCGGUGCGCCACGUUCCGCAACCGCAUCUACAACGACGGCAACAUCAACGCCACCUUCGCGUCGCUCCGGCAGCAGACCUGCCCGCUGGCCGGCGGCGACGCCGCGCUGGCCCCCAUCGACGUCCAGACCCCCGAGGCGUUCGACAACGCCUACUACAAGAACCUGAUGGCCAGGCAAGGGCUGUUCCACUCGGACCAGGAGCUCUUCAACGGCGGCUCGCAGGACGCGCUGGUGAAGAAGUACAGCGGCAACGCUGCCAUGUUCACCGCCGACUUCGCCAAGGCGAUGGUGAGGAUGGGCGCCAUCAGCCCGCUUACGGCGACGCAGGGCGAGGUCAGGCUCGACUGCAGGAAGGUCAACUAGCGCCAACUGCUGCUGGAUUAUCCAUGGAUAUCGAUUCGCCAUUCGUGUGUUAAAACUUGCAAAUUCCAAUCCAAGUUGGAUCGUCGAGCUGGAUAGUGUGUCGUCAACAGUCAAAAUUGCGUGGCGGCUCGUCUCGUAGCAGGAUUAAGCAAUUGUUUCUGAUUAUCUUACGUGGCAGGAAUAAUCCUGUUCUUUUAUCUUAUCGGCAACUGUAUUGAUAAAAUCCGUACUAGUAUACAUGUGGAAUACGAAAGUCUGCUACAUGACUUAUUUC